AUGACUCCUGGUGAUUUUAUCCUGAAAUUACUUUUCCUGGCCCAGACUGGGGUCGGGGUGGUGGGGAAUACCUUUCUUCUCUCAGCUUAUGCCCCCACAUCCUGUACUGGCCAUGCACCAAGGCCCACACACCUGAUUCUCACCCAUGCGGCUGUGGCCAACUUCUUAGUCCUUCUCUCCAAGGGGAUUCCCCACAUGAUGGUAAUCUGGGGAAUGACACCCAUCCUGGGAAACACGGGAUGUAAACUUGUCUAUUAUAUCCACAGAGUGGCCCGAGGCCUUUCUCUCUGCACCACUUGCCUCCUGAGCAACUUUCAGGCCAUCACCAUCAGCCCCAGAGCUGGAGGGUGGGUGGGGCCCAAAGACCGAUCUUGGAAGAAAAUCAGUUUCUCCUGUGUUCUGUGUUGGAUCUUCAACUUGCUGAUAAAUACCUUUAUUCCUAUACAUAUUGAAGGCCUUCAACAAAAUCACAAUUCUACCAAGGUGCGGGACUAUGGUUUAUGUUCUUCCAGAAAUUCUCAAACAUCUACUCCAAAAUACACAUUUCUAAUGACACUGGCAGAUGUUGUGUUCCUGGGACUCAUGGCUUGGGCCAGUGCCUACAUGGCACUUCUCCUGUACAGACAUCAGCAGCGAGUGAAGCAUAUUCACAGCAGCAGCAACACCCACAGAUUCUCCCCUGAGACAAAAGCCACUCAAACCAUCUUGCUUAUAGCAAGCAACUUCAUUUUGUUUUAUUUAAUCAGUUCUUUUCUUACCAUUUAUAAUACUGUCUUUUUCAAAUCUCGCCCGUGGCUGCAGCACAUGACUACUUUUCUGGCAGCUUGUUAUCCCACCGUCAGCCCCCUGAUACUGAUGCUUCGAGAUCCUCGAGCACCAAAUUGCUGCUCUUAA
Heterocephalus glaber (naked mole-rat) is the source of this 894-nucleotide messenger RNA. Its product is annotated as vomeronasal type-1 receptor 1-like. Gene Ontology annotation, molecular function: pheromone receptor activity. Gene Ontology annotation, cellular component: membrane. Lineage: Eukaryota; Metazoa; Chordata; Mammalia; Rodentia; Bathyergidae. Gene Ontology annotation, biological process: G protein-coupled receptor signaling pathway. The record is from RefSeq and is a predicted model, not a curated record.